UUGAGUAUAUUGGCCGAGCCGAUCCCGGAGCAUUUUACCAAUUUUUUUUUCUCAUCUAUGUUACUUUUUUCCGAUCGUUCUAGUGAUGUUCGAUGCGGUCGAUCGAUCGGCGUGAACGUUUAUUCGGUGCUUUUAUAUCCGAUUUUUUUUGAAUUUAUUUUUAUCCGUUUUGUGUGGACUGUUAACGCGAGUUGGUGAUGGAUAUUUUCCCGGAUUCGUCAAGAACAUCUUAGCUUCGAGAUGCAGGGAACAGUGUUGAUGCCACACAACCCACAGCAAGGAUAUCCACCUCCGUCAGGUCCAAUUGUUUCAGAUAUGGAAUCACCGCCAUCUCCCAACGAAACCACCAAAGAAACGGCCAACAAAAGCGACUCCGGCAUAUUCUCCUGCACCACCAACUCCACCAUCGACCACAACGACAGCUCGAAGACGCUCGACAGCGGCGACAACCGCAGCGACUGCUCCUCGCCCGAACGCAAAUACUUCUGUCCCAUCUGCGAGAAGAUGCUCACCUCGCAGCACAAGUUCACCCUGCACAUCCGCUCGCACAACAACGAGGACGAGGCCCAGGACGCCGAGAAGGGCUUCGUCUGCCGCAUCUGCUCCAAGGUGCUGAGCUCGAACAGCAGCCUGGACAGGCACGUGCUGGUGCACAGCGGCGAGCGGCCGUUCCACUGCAAGUUCUGCGGCGACACCUUCACCACCAACGGCAACAUGCACCGGCACAUGCGGACCCACUCGCAGCGCGCCGAGAGCAGCUACGAGUCGGACAGCAGCGUCGGCAGCGCCAGCUCCAAGAGCACCGAAUGCAACAACAAUAGAAUCGAGAAGGUGAAGCGGAAGAACGAUAGUUCGGACGCCGGCGAUAAGAAGCCGAAAUUGGAUGUGGAGUUCAAAUGUCCGGUGUGCGAACGGACGGAUUUCAAUUCCAGCGGGAAUUUGGAGACCCAUUUGGAGGACAACCAUCCGGAUUAUCCGAUUAAAUGUAACGUUUGUAAAGAAACGUUCGCUAACAGUAAGUUGUUGAUGGCUCACAAAUCGGCUGUGCACGAAAACGUUGUCAACAAACAGGCUGUUAUCGGUUUCAAAGAUUUGACUUUCGUGGACUUUUCGAGCGAGAAAUUUCCUCACAUAGCGCGAAGAGAGUGCGAGAUAAAUCUGCACAAAGCUUCCAGCGGAUUGAAAUUCCAAUGCAAAUACUGCUCCAGAGCUUUCCCUUGUUCCAAUUCGCUAAACAUACACGAGAACAACUGCAAUUCACCGACAUCUCUGAAUCAUUCCGACAUGAACGUCUCUCCGCCUGACAUCAAACGCAUGGAGUUCUUCAACCACCUAAACCUAGUCGAUAAUUCGCCGGAAAAACACUGUUUCACGUCGAAUAAACUACGAGAACAUCUAGCAAGAGCCGUAGACAAUACCAAAGAUCUAGCCGACAUCCAAUCGAUACUAUCCAACAUCAACCUGCAGAAACUCCAAACCGAACAACCAGCAAAACAAAGUCUAGAUACUUCCAUGGAAUGCCAGAAAAUCGAAGAGGACGAAUCUCAAGAUCUAUUCGCCGUGGAAUUUCGCAAAAUGAAACUCCGAGGCGAGUUCCCCUGUCGACUCUGCACAGCCGUAUUCCCCAACUUACGGGCAUUGAAAGGUCACAACAGGGUGCACUUAAACGGCAACAACAACGGCACGUACUACUGCAACAUGUGCCCGCAUUCUUCGAUCGACAAAGCCGCGUUGAUCCGGCACAUGCGCACCCACAACGGCGACAGGCCCUACGAAUGCGCCCUGUGCAAUUACGCCUUCACCACCAAGGCGAAUUGCGAGAGACAUCUGAGGAACAGGCACGCGAAGACCACGCGGGAAGAGGUGAAGAAAGCCAUCAUCUACCACCCGUCGGAGGAUCCCACCAACGAGGAACUGAACAAGCUGGUCGGCAAGGACGAUGCGAAGAAGCCCGAGGAGAAGACGCCCUUCGUCGCGCCGAAAUUCACCGAAUUAAUGCGAGGUAAUAGAGACAAACCCAAAUUGGAGACGUUCCCGGAACUGGCCAAACCGUGCGAUGUGCCUUACAUUCCGACGUACUUGUCGAAUUUCCCCAACAAGAUUCAAGUGAAAGAUUUGAACGCGCUGAACAACGAAUUCGAGGAAGACUACGCGGACGAAGAGGAAGACCAGCCGCUGGAUUUGGUGUUGGAUUUGAGCAAGAAAAAGCUACCCGAGGCGGUCGAAGAGGAGCCGCAGGAUUUGACUAAGAAAACUUCGACGCCGAUACAGCAGCAGUUGCCUCCUAGCGUGAGCCAGAUGUUCGCGCAGCAGCUGCUGAAAUCGCCGCCCAAGAUCGAUCCGGCUGCGCUGUACGCGACCCAACUGGCUUUGUACCGCAGCGGAUUUCCUCUACCGAAUUGGCCGGGAUUUUCCAUCAAUCCAUUACUGUUUACUGUACCGCCGCCUCUACCGCAAAAUUCCUCGCAAGACAUUAAAGAACGAAUGCAGAGAUUCCAGUUGUGCGGAGGUUCGAUGAUAUCUGACGACAUCAAAAACCGGCCCUUUCCGAUUGCUCCACCGUACUCUAACGGUUUCAGAUUGGAGCCGAAACCCGAUAGCUUUUCCACGCCUAAAAAACCCGAAAACAUGAAACCGCUAAACAUUGACCCGAACGUAAACUAUCAAGAAAACUUACACAGUCCCAUACCAUCGGCCAAACCCGAUUUGAUGCAUUCCCCGAACGCCGUUAAAAUGGUCAUAAAAAACGGCGUGCUGAUGCCCAAGCAGAAGCAACGGCGGUACAGAACAGAAAGACCCUUCACCUGCGAGCAUUGCUCGGCUAGAUUCACUCUGAGAUCCAACAUGGAGCGGCACAUCAAGCAGCAGCAUCCUCAAUACUGGUCUCAAAGGCAGAGGAGUUCGAUAACGGCGCCGGGCAAAAAACCAUCCAUGCCGGUCAAACCGAACUACUGCGAUUUGAGCAUCCCGAGUCCGGUGUACCAAAAGGAACCCGUCAAAUAUUCGCUGCUCUCGCAACAACUCACCAGGCCCGAGUACCACAAGAAAGAGGAGGACGAAGAUUGCGCCCUCGUAAUCGACGAGAACGACGAGAAACCCGUUGUGAAGACUGAAGAAAUCGAUUACGACGAGGAGGAAACCAAACCGGACGUGAAAACCAUCAAAACUGAAGAAACUACCGAUCUAGUUUCCGUGUCUAGGCUGCUAGAUAACGCUUCACAGCAGCAAUUCAAAGAGUUCUUUAAGCGCGGCGAAGAGCACGAUGCUGGUUUGGCUAGCGAAGAAGACGAAGAAGGUUUAGUCGCCAGCGGUAGUACCAGCGAAGGUAACAUCUCUGGUACCGACGAAAAUAAAUCGGAGUCUGAAGCAGUGCAACCGGUCAAGAAGCAAUCCGCCUAUUCCCUGGCCCCGAACCGCGUGAGUUGCCCCUACUGCAACAGGAAAUUCCCGUGGACGUCGUCGUUACGCCGCCACAUCCUCACCCACACCGGCCAAAAACCCUUCAAAUGCAGCCACUGUCCGCUGUUGUUCACCACGAAAUCCAACUGCGAUCGCCACCUGUUGAGGAAGCACGGCAACUCCGCCACGACCAUCCCCAACGACGUCCACAACAACUCGAAUUUCCUCAUGCGCAACGUGCCGGAGCGGCCGUUCAAGUGCUCCAGCUGCCCCAGCAGCACCUUCUCGACCUACUCCAAUCUGAAGAAGCACAUCGGCAGCAAGCACUCGACGAACGCGCAGGGCGACGACAUCAAGGCCCAGGGAUACGAAGCCGGCAGCUCGGAGGACGAGAAACAGCCCAAGGGCGACUGGGAGAAGUCCUACAAGCUGGCAGAUUCGGUGCAAAACUCCGACCUGCCUUACAAGUGCCACCUCUGCGAAGGAUCCUUCGCCGAUCGACAGGACGCGGUGGAUCACAUCAGAGACAAGCAUGCUUCAGAGUAUGACCUGCUGAUGUCGAAGAACGCCCUGGAGUGCAGCCCGCCGCCGGUCGACGAGCAGCCGCCGGGCGUCGAUGAAGAAGACGCCGAAGGGCGCGGGAAAUUCCCCGAUUACUCCAACAGGAAGGUGAUUUGCGCGUUUUGCAUGAGGAGGUUUUGGUCUGCAGAGGACCUGCGCAGGCACAUGCGCACGCACACCGGCGAGCGGCCGUUCAGCUGCGACAUCUGCAAGCGCAGGUUCACGCUGAAGCACAGCAUGCUGAGGCACAGGAAGAAGCACAAUUUGAAUUUCGGGCAGGAUGGGAACGGGAGCGAUGAGGAGGGGAAUAACGGGUCGUCGCCGGGGUGUGGGAGAUUGGAGGGUUUUAAUCAAAAGACGGACGAGUCGGAUGGGGCCGAGGGCGUGGAUUUGAUUAGUAAUUUGUUGGGGUUGAGGGAUCGGAGUAUUAUUGAUAAGGUUUUGACAGCUUCGGCUGAUGACGCUGCUAAAUUGUUAGGCGUUAAAAACGGUGUUAAAGAAUAGGUUUUUUUUUAGUAGUAUAUUUUAUGGUGAUUGAGUUGGGUUUCAGAAGGAAAUUUUUAUGUAUGAAAAGAAUUUAUUUUUUUUUUAAGUUGAAGAUUAUUUUUUAGAAGUAUAUUUAUAUUUUGGUAUGAUUAUCGAAAAAUUGUGAAUUUGGGGUGUCUUAUAUUUUGGUAGUUCAUGGAGAGUGUUUCCUAGGGUAUAGAUUAGUAAAUUUGUUAGAACAUUUAGAAGGUUUUUCAACAAAUUGCACUAAAAAUUGUUUGAAUUUUGCAUUCAAAUUUCCACACUGACUAGUUAAAAAUUUAAGAUACCCCUUAUUAGGUUGUUUAUUAAAUUUUAUGUAUUGUAGUACAAUUUUAAUUUCGACUGAAUUAGUUUAGAUUAGCAACAUUAAAUGUUUCCUUCUUAGAAUUUAUUGAUUUUUUUUUAUAUAUGAUAAAAGCUUAUUUCUACAUGUGUAUAUAAAGCAUUUCUUUUUU
Molecule: messenger RNA, 4943 nt
Organism: Phyllotreta striolata
Lineage: Eukaryota; Metazoa; Arthropoda; Insecta; Coleoptera; Chrysomelidae
Source: the annotation of a GenBank genome assembly